Ylistrum balloti is the source of this 2192-nucleotide messenger RNA. Its product is annotated as calcyphosin-2-like. Gene Ontology annotation, molecular function: calcium ion binding. The record is from RefSeq and is a predicted model, not a curated record. The transcript has 19 exons. Lineage: Eukaryota; Metazoa; Mollusca; Bivalvia; Pectinida; Pectinidae. Bases 105 to 2141 code for a protein of 678 amino acids.
CAACGCCGACUGCUUGGAGAUUUCAUAGUUUCUCAACAUAAAAGAUUCGGUUAAACAAACUGGGUAUUGAGAUGGAGUAAAGCAACAGUUUUACAACUGGAGUCAUGAAUUCUAUUUUGGGUGGGUCGCCUGCACCUGUCACCUAUGAACGAAAUAUUCCAGGGAGCGCACGAAGACCAUCUAGUGGUAGACCGCUUAGUGCCAAACCCAACACCACCCGCAACCCAAUCACGGGAGAAGUACACGACAAUAGGCCACCAUCAAGACAAGUUUCCAGACCAGAAAGUCGUCCACAAGGCGUUCCAGCAUUGAAUUUGAAUUGCUUCACAAGAGAUGCAGAGGUGACUCGUCCAAUCCGUGUGGAUGACUAUGCCUUAGAUACUCCAGGGUCAGCUUCCACUGCUGUGAGUUGGGGCACUCCUUGUGGAACAGAUAGAAGCCAGCUCUGUUCGGCACGAGGUGUGAAACAGAAUCAGUAUGAUUCCCUGGGGCAGGGUGAACCUGCAUCUAGGGGUCAGGGCAGUGGGAGGAGUACCCGCCCCAAGGAUGUUCCAGAACUUAAACUGGGUGGAGAUUUACAAGGAGGGUCAAAGGUCAAGACACCUAAACCUAAGACACCUAAAGAGCCGUCUGCAUGGGACAAGGUUCCCCUGCCAGAUGAAUUGCCUCCUCCCUCAGCCAAGCACCAACAGAUGUAUAAACAGUAUGAGAAUGAGAUGAAACACUCCUACAGAACUAAAGGCCAGGUGACAGAGGAGGAUAUUGACCGAGAGGUUGCUGUGAUGAAACAUGGCCGUCCAGUUACUUAUGGUGAUGUACGAAAUGAGGUUGAUCGAGAGGAUUUGGGUGAUAGUGCAGAUGAAGAUGAUGUCAUUGAUUAUCAGUGGGCGACUCAGAAAUCUUAUUCUACGAAACAACUCUUGAAGAAAAUGGAUGCAGAGGAGAUGCUUGAUUACAACAAAAAACAGAAAUUGAUUGAGACAGUCAUGAUAGAUCAGUUGUCAAGAGCUGUGAUAAGUGACCCAGAGCAGAACACAAGAAGUUCCAGCAGGAUGACUGACACCCGCCGAGCCCGAGGGUCUAACAGAUCACUACAUGACUCUAAAGUGAGAACGAAGAAUACAGCUACAGAAAAUCUUUUGUCAAAGAGGAUUCGUUUUGGUGCUAGGGUGGUAACCAGAAAUGGCCAUGAUGCAAUGAGAGAACUUACAGGGUUUUUCUUCAACUCGGACAACACAUUAACCAUAUACGAGUUCAGACAAUUUGGUAAAAGUGCCAAGGCCUUGCCAUUCAUUACUCGAGGUAAAUACUGCCACGUACACGGACCAAGGAAGGAUGAGCCGUAUACCCUAGCAGACAUUGCACAGGGGAUGACUCUCAUUAUACCGUCAGAAGGCCAACACUCCUUGCCAGACACACUGAAGAAACAGGACCUGAUUUACUUCACUCUGACAGAUGUGGAGGAGGAGGAAAAACAAAAUGUCCUUUUGAGUGAUGUACGACCAUCAGCAAGAAUGGAAACUUAUGCUAAACUUCAUAUACAGAACAAACAUGAAUACCAGGAUCGUGUCUUCUUGUCAAGUCUACAAGCUGAGGUGAGGAAAAAACUGAAAAAGAGAGGUGUGAGGACGAUGACUGGCCUGGGGCGUUAUUACCGAAAAGCAGACAAGAAGAGGACAGGGGUACUGUACAAAUAUGAACUGGAAGCUGGCAUUAUUAAGUUUCAUAUCGAUCUCACACCAGAUCAACUUGACAGUGUAUUUGAGAUUUUGGAUCCAGAAGAUCGAGGGGAACUGGACUAUACAGUGUAUGUCCAUGGUAUAAUUGGUACUAUGAAUGAGUACCGCAAGGCCCUCGUCAGGAAGGCAUUUAGAAAAAUUGAUGCAAGUAAAAGAGGAAGAAUUACACUUAAUGAGAUAAAGAAAUUCUUCAACUCAAGUUUCCGGCCACAUCUACACCCAGCAAUCUCAACUGAUUCAUCUGGAAGUGCACUUCAUGCAUUCAUUGACAGUGUCCAGGAGAGCCCAAGCCAGGAGGAGGUGACAUAUGAGGAGUUUGAGGAUUACUACGAAGGCCUUAGUAUAGCUGUGGAUAGUGACGAUGACUUCGCUAACAUCCUCCGCAACACAUGGAGUAUAUAAACAGUGUUCACCAUUAAUAGAUACUUGUUAUACAGUAGAUAUUUAUUAAGG